This is a messenger RNA of Westerdykella ornata, 2960 nucleotides long. RefSeq lists its product as uncharacterized. The transcript is spliced from 4 exons. Gene Ontology annotation, biological process: tricarboxylic acid cycle. Gene Ontology annotation, molecular function: succinate-CoA ligase (ADP-forming) activity; succinate-CoA ligase (GDP-forming) activity. Gene Ontology annotation, cellular component: mitochondrion; succinate-CoA ligase complex (ADP-forming). The coding region runs from base 471 to 2699 and encodes 742 amino acids. Lineage: Eukaryota; Fungi; Ascomycota; Dothideomycetes; Pleosporales; Sporormiaceae. The record is from RefSeq and is a predicted model, not a curated record.
UCCUGAGACAACCACCACCGCUCCCCGGCCUUCCCUACAAGAACCCAUAGAUGCGGCUCAGCCUCAUUGUUCCUCGACAUCUCAAAUAUCCCCGUUUCUCGGCCACAUUCGAUGCAGGGUCAAGCACAAGCAGGAUCCCGAGGUCGGGACAUGGCCUCUGAUUACAAGCUGAGGGGCUGUCGGUUACAUGCAUGUAGCCGUCUUGGGAAGAGCUUCGGUUAUGGCGUUGUGAAUUCGAGUGCGAAUGACUCUCCUCCAUGAGCGUUCUGCUCGGCCUGCUGUUCUGUUAUCCAACCUUCGGGAUGCUUGGAUAUAUCGACGGAAUGGCUACUCCAGACACCUCAUAAAAGCGCCCUGACACCCAAUCUCACUGCUCCACCAAAACCCAGAAGUCAACUAGACCGAGGUUAGAUAUCACAGUACUCUCUCCCCAAAACAAGCCUUGAAGUCCUCCCACCGCAACCACCAAGAUGAUACCUCACCGCUCGCGGCACCUAGGCCGCAAACUCUCCCUCUCACCUCGCAUCCUUUCCUGCCGCUUCUCCACCACCACACGCCGCUCCGGCUACGACGACACGAUCACAAACCUCAAAAUCGGGAAGCACACUCGAGUCAUUUUCCAAGGCUUCACAGGCAGGCAGGCCACCGCCAAUGCGAAAGAGUCGAUCGAAUGGGGCACCAACAUUGUUGGAGGCGUCAAGCCGAACGGUUCGGGCGAGCACCUGGGACUGCCUGUGUUGCCGUCUGUGAGGGCCGCCAUGGAGCAGCUGAAGCCGGAUGCGACGGGUAUCUAUGUAGCGGCGCAUCAGGCGGCAGCGGCGAUUGAAGAGGCCAUUGAGGCCGAGGUGCCGCUGAUUGUGGCGGUUGCGGAGCACAUUCCGGUGCAUGAUAUCAUGAGGAUACACUCGAUUCUAGCCACACAGUCAAAGUCCCGGUUGGUGGGCGCCAAUGCUCCUGGUAUCAUCUCAGCAAUUGGUCACUGUAGGAUCGGUUUCCAACCUCUACCUACCUUCUCCCCUGGCCAUAUCGGGAUUGUAGCCAAGUCCGGGACGCUGUCGUAUGAGACUGUCGGCUCAUUGACGCGUGCUGGCUUGGGACAGAGUUUAUGCGUUGGAAUGGGCGGAGAUGUGAUUGCAGGGACCGAUUUCGUGGACGCUCUCAAGGUGUUUGAGACUGACGAAGAUACGGAGGCUAUCAUUCUCGUGGGAGAGGUGGGAGGCACGGCGGAGGAGGAGGCGGCGGAUUGGAUUCGGGAUUACAAGAAGCGUGUUACCGAUCCCAAACCCAUUGCUGCCGUUAUAGGCGGCUUCAACGCUGUCCCAGGAAAGGUCAUGGGCCACGCUGGUGCAUGGACCGGUCUUGGAGAGGGUACUGCUGAGUCCAAGUAUAAGGCGCUGGAGAGUGCUGGUGUCACCAUGGUGGACCAUCCGGCGAAGUUUGGCGGUGUCAUGAAAGAGAUUCUGGCGAAGUCUGGCCGGAAUGUAAGAAAGAUAAAACAAUCCACCGCCCAAACCAAACAACAAAGCCGUUCAUACCACACCUACCGGCGUCCUGUCGUCCCCUCUGCCUUCUCUCCCCACGUCCUUGACCGCCACCAACAUCGCUCCCUCCACCUCUCCCCCUCCCAAUCCACCACUCUCCUCCAAUCCUACGAAAUAUCCGUCUCCUCCUCCACCACCUCCUCCCCCAACACCCCCAACACUUCCUCCACCCACUUCCUCGGCAUCACCAUCGCCCGCUCCGCUCGCAAACCCUGCAUCAUCGCCGCCCCGCCCUCGCACCCGAACCACCUCCCCACCCGCGUCCACCGCUUCCCCUUCGACUACCUUUCCGGCCCCUCCCACGAAGCCAUCACCUCGGCCCUCGCCCACGCCCAGCUCGACGCCGCGCCCGCGAAGGCAAAAGCCGAGGCCGCCGCUCUGAUACGGAAACUGUGGACGUUAUUCCGUGAGAAAGAAGGGAUCCAAACGAGCGUGAGUCUGACUGUUAAAGAAGAGGAAGGGGAAGGGGAAGACGGGAUUGAUGUCUACGAACCGUAUCUCUUCUUCGACGACGCGGCGUUUAAGAGUAACGGGCGGCAUGCGGAGCUCCACGCUCUGCGCGACCCGAGCACGAUACCAGAGGUGGAGCUCGAGGCCGAGAGGAAUGGAAUCGUAUUCGUACGGCUCGAUGCUCCGGUCCAGGGCUCAAAUGCAGCAGAGUCACAUGUCGAUUCGCAGGACGCAUCCGCUCCUCCGAAAGAAAAGGGGCCUAGGAACUUCAUAGGCACCCUCGUCAACGGCGCAGGCCUCGCAAUGAAUACCAUCGACGUUCUGCAUUUCCGCCUCUCCCAGCACUCCGACUCUCCAACAUACCCCUCAAACUUCCUCGACACAGGCGGCAAAGCCACCGCCUCCACCAUCGCAACCUCGUUCCAGCUCAUCCUUUGCGACCCCCGCGUCGCCGUCAUCUUCGUCAACAUCUUCGGGGGGCUGACGCUGUGCGACAUGAUUGCCGAGGGCAUCAUCAUGGCGUUCAAGGAAGUGGGGGUCGAGGUUCCUGUCGUCGUGAGGUUGAGGGGUACGAAUGAGGAGGUGGGGAGGAGUGUGUUGGCAAGGGCUGGGUUGCCGAUUCGUGCGUUUGAGGACUUUGAGGAUGCGGUUAGGGAGGUGGGGAGGUUGGCUGGGAGGGCUGCGAGGGGCGAAGGAGUAGAGGAGUGAAGAGUGGGUUGUUUGUUGUUGGAAAGGGAUGGAUUGGGAAACGUAAGCACGUCUUCAAUGAGGAGCUGGGUAUGAUCUAUGCAUAUUCGAGGGAGGCGUGGGUAGAGAGAGAGAGAGCCAUGAGCAUUUGCAUAGCGUAUCGUAUAUUCGGUUGAAUAGGUUCUUGCUUCAACAUGCGCAAUCGCACAUGUCGAUCGGGGUUGGCCCAAGCACAAAGCAACUUGUGCAUAUAUUGUGACCAGCGGUGCUACCUCACAAGCU